AUGAUAAACAAAGCGCCGGAAUUCAGUUUCAACGGAGCGCCUCAAUCAGCAGUUGCCGUCUCUAACUGUGCCUCAUCUGCCAGUCUGGCAGCUGGUCUCGCGGCCGCCAACAACACCGGCAGAACCAACUUUACCACUAAACAACUCACUGAACUCGAGAAGGAGUUUCAUUUCAACAAAUACCUGACCCGCGCCCGAAGGAUAGAGAUCGCCACUGCCCUCCAACUCAACGAAACUCAGGUUAAGAUUUGGUUUCAAAACAGAAGAAUGAAACAAAAAAAGCGAAUGAAAGAGGGAUUAAUACCAUCGGACACAUCGACACCACCGCCGUCGGGGACGACACAAAGCAACUCAUCGGUGACGGCCACGCACUCCGACUCAUCCAAUGGCGCCUCUCUAUCGCCGACUUCUCCCAAAUUAAGUGAUGGCUCUUCAGCCGCACAGUAAGCCCUCAAAGCAAACCCUAUUUGUGUACUUUUGAAUGAAUUAAGUCACAAACAAAUACCGA
This is a messenger RNA of Medioppia subpectinata, 508 nucleotides long. Lineage: Eukaryota; Metazoa; Arthropoda; Arachnida; Sarcoptiformes; Oppiidae. The record is from the annotation of a GenBank genome assembly.